CUACGUAAACAAACCAUCAAUCUCCCAGUGUGUGUUUUCGGACUGAUUGACUCAUCUUAGUUUGCUUAUAUUAUUUUACAUUAUUUUGUUCCCGCUUUCAAUUCCCUUAUUUAUUUAUAUAUAUUCAUUGCUAUAGAUAUUUGAGGUCUAUUACAUAAUCUUAAGCAAAAACCAUUUACAUACAAAACAAAAAUACACCAAAAAAAAAAGGACCGAAAAAUAAAGUCCAAUAAAUAGGAAUAAAUUUUACAGGUUACUAACAACUAUUCUUCCAGUUAAUUCCCAUCAGACAUUGUCGGAUUAAUUAUGUCGCUAGAUGCCGAGAGUUCUACGAAUCUGACCCAACAGCUGACGGUUCAUUCAAUUGAUAAAUCGUCUGCCGGACCAGAAAACAAUUCCGUGUCAAGGUCACCUGCAACUGCAACUUCAACUUCAGUCGCAAAACCAAAACCUAAUUCAAAUUCAAAUCCUUCAGUUCAUACAUCAACUGAUUCUACUCGUCAAUCAUCAGCUUCACGUGUCCUGGCCCAGCUGAUUUCAUGGGCUUCAGAGUCACUGACCAAUUCCAAAUUACCUACCACAAAUACUACUACUAAUUCAUCAUUCAGCGCGUUUUCUAAUAAUUCAUCAGUAAUACUGAAUAAUCAUGUCAUGUCUGUUUCUUCUCGGAAAAGACCCCAUUCGGCUUUAAGUGGUGGUAAUAAUAAUAAUGUUCAUGCCAAUAAUAUUGGUGUAAGAAAACUUGAAGAUGACCAUGAUGAAGACGAAGAUGAAGAUGAAGAUAUUGAAGAUGAAGAUGAUGAUAGUGAUGAAUUGGUUGACCCACAAAUUGAUAGAUUCCAACGUCAACCCGGAUCCAAUAUACUUGAUGAACAAGUUGGAAGUCAUUCAGCUGAUAAUCUCAAACGUGACUAUAAUAAUUCACGAGGAUCCAAUACAAUGACAAAUGGUCCAACAAGAUCAAAAUUAUCAGCAGAAGAUAUUAAGAUAGUCUUAUAUCUAAUUAUUAAAAUAAAACCUUUCAAAUAUAUAGGGGAUCGUUCAUUAAGUCAAAUGAGAAAAUGGGAGGCUGUUCAAGCUAAAUAUUCAGAAAUGAAAAGUCAAUUGAAAAGUAUUUCUGGAAUUCAACCUUUACCUAUUUCUGUUCCUACAGUAAGAACAUUACAGAGACAAUUGGCAACUGCCAUUCGAAAAGCUCAGGGGAAGCGUGGAGAUUCUAAAUCUUCUACAAUUUCUCCUCCAAUUGAUAAAUCAGCUGAAUAUUAUAGUUUUAAUUUCGUUACUAUUGAUCAUCCACUUGCAGAUUUAGAAAGAUAUGUAUUGGAACUUCAUGAAAUGAGUGAAAAUUUUAAAGCUGGAAGAUUGGAAUUACAUUCUUCUACAGCUCCUAUACAUAUUGGAGUUUCAUCUUUAUCUGAUAUGGUUGAUGAGGGACACGUUUCCGAUCAUCAAUCAAGAAAUGUAAUAGACCAAGUUACAGUAGAUCCAUCAUCAUCAUCUAGUCCUGUAACUAGUGUAGAUCCUACACCAGUUAAUCUUCCUCCUAAGGAUGAACGUAAGCUGUCCUAUUCUAACUUACGUGAAAUAGCUGAAGCCACUAACUUUGAAGACAUAUUUCAACUGCAACUGUCAUUUCAAAGCUCAGUUACUGCUCAUCAAAAUGAAGUAUAUUCCAAAUUGGAUUCAUUAAUGUUUGAAUUAUCUUCAGUAGUUGAUUCAUCAAAAACAUCAUUGAAUUCUACGUCACCAUUAAGUAUUUAUUCUAAAUCUUUGCAAGUAUUAGUUAAUCUUGCUUCCACAUCAAUACGAAAUUAUGAAAAUCAAAUACUGUCUUUGAAUGAUCUUCUUUUAGUAGAUCUUUCAAAUUCUAUAAAGAGGCAUCGUAAAAAGGUUGCACUCGCUCAAUCACAACUUCAACAAGAAAAGUUAGACUCAAUCAAACAAUUCACACAAACUAUAGUUGAUUAUGUAUCAACUACGGACAAUGGUAAGGAUGCUCAAGAAGCUUUGAAAGUUUUGAACAAUAUUAGUGAUCUUUUGAAAUGAAUUAAAUAAUUAAAUAAUUACUAAUUAUUAAUUAUUGAUUAUUAAUUAUUCUUUAUAUUGCCUUUUUGAUUUGUAUUAUGCCUCCUGUUCAAUUUUGUUUCCCGUUUUGUUAUUUCGUUUUCAAUUCAUUUUCUGUUCAUAUCAUGACGACGACUAGGUUUAGAUUAAAAUUAACUUAUUAAGUUUUAAAAAGAUAACGAAAAUCAUGUCAAAAAGACACCUCAAAAGUAAAACCGUGAUAUUAUUAUUAUUCUUAUUAUUAUUCUUAUUCUUAUUCUUAUUCUUAUUAUUAUAAUUAUUAUGUUGUUAUGAUUUUCAACAUUCAAAAUAUGCUGAAAAAAAUGCAUAUGUAUAUAUACUUUUUCUUGUACUUAUUUUUAUUUUUAUUUGACGUUAACUG
This is a messenger RNA of Scheffersomyces amazonensis, 2446 nucleotides long. RefSeq lists its product as uncharacterized. The coding region runs from base 307 to 2046 and encodes 579 amino acids. Lineage: Eukaryota; Fungi; Ascomycota; Pichiomycetes; Serinales; Debaryomycetaceae. The transcript has a single exon. The record is from RefSeq and is a predicted model, not a curated record.